Messenger RNA from Helicoverpa zea (corn earworm), 1235 nucleotides. RefSeq names its product THAP domain-containing protein 2-like. Bases 144 to 617 code for a protein of 157 amino acids. The transcript has 3 exons. Lineage: Eukaryota; Metazoa; Arthropoda; Insecta; Lepidoptera; Noctuidae. The record is from RefSeq and is a predicted model, not a curated record. Gene Ontology annotation, molecular function: sequence-specific DNA binding.
CGUGCCAUAUCUGGCCAUAUAUGUCAUGGUAGUUGUGCUGUCAAAUAGGUGCUCUUCGUGACUUAUUUUUGUUAUUUUAUGUGUGUAUUUUACGUGUUUACUAUUAAGACUUUACUAUUUCAAGACUGAAUUUAUCAACGAGUAUGCCUACGUGUUGUAUCGUGAAGUGUCGUGCAAGUAAGCACAAAAAUCAAGCAGGAUUUUCUUUACACAGGUUUCCUAUACGAAAUGAUUUAAGGACAAAAUGGUUAGAAGCUAUUGGUGAGGAAAAUAUUAAUCCCAGACAUAAAUAUUGGUAUGUCUGUUCGCUUCACUUUGAAGAUAGUUGUUUUAAUAGAACACUGGAUAUCUUAAGAUUACGUGACAACUCUGUUCCCACAUUAUUUUUGACACCCAAAGAAGGCACCCAAGAGUCGUUGGUUUUACAUGAUAUUACUAACAUCAGAAAGCAUAAUGAUACUGCCACAUCAACUGAUGUGUUCCCAUUAUCCUAUGAAAAUAUAAAACCAAAGCAUAAGGAGUUUGUUUCAGACGAAAGAAGAAGGAAGAAGCAGACUGUCCGUCAUAAAGAGGUAUUUACAAUGGUCCUUGUAAGGGAUAGCAACAUUAGUAAUUAAAUUAGAAAUAUAUAGAACAAAUGAUUCUUAAAUUAUACAUUAAUAUUUAUAGUAAGUGUAUAUAUUACGUAAUAAGUUAGUUGUAUGAUGUAUAUAUAUUUAUUAUCAAGACAUUGUAAAAAGUUAUUUGUAAAUUAAAACAUUUGUAACAAUUCUUAAAGUAUAUAUUAUCUAGUUUGUAUUUUAAAUUACCACAAAAAAUAAAAGAAUACGACUGGACCACAUUUAAACGAGCACUUAGAGCCCUCUUGGUCAAAAAUUGUUACUACACCAUUAAUGAUUUUUUAAAUGACAAUAACUUAGAAACACCUUGACAUACGCCCUGUUCUCCUAAUAUUACAUACUUACUGUAUCCUUACUUGUUAUUGUGAUGUGAAUAUUUUUAUUUUUCUAUCAUAACUUUGACAUUGUAAUUAAUUUUGUUUGUUGAAAAUGCAUUUAAUUUGAUUUUGUUGAAUAUUAAUACAUGAAAAUUAAUGUAUGUGAUUAAUACUACAAUCUUCAUACCUGACAUUACAUUCAUACGCCUUCUGAGGCAGAUUUUGGUGGUACUAAUUUUAUUAAAAUUGUGAACAUAUUUAAUACCCAACAUGUAUAUGAAUAAAUAAAUUAAUUUGA